AUGACUGAGCUGCGGCAGAGGCUUGGCCGGGAUGCUGACGGGCAGCUGGACUCGGAGGAAAAGGAAUCAGAGUUGGAAAAUAAGCUGGAUGGAGAAACGGCAUCCGACAGUGAGUGCAAGUCAGAAGUCGCCCCAGCGGCUCCAGUUGAUGAUACUCCGGAAGUUCUUAAUAGGGCACUGUCUAACCUGUCAUCAAGAUGGAAGAAUUGGUGGGUGAGAGGCAUCCUGACUUUGGCAAUGAUAGUCUUUUUCUUCAUCAUAAUCUACUUGGGGCCGAUGGUGUUGAUGGUGAUUGUGAUGUGUGUACAGAUCAAGUGCUUCCAAGAGAUCAUCACAAUUGGCUACAACGUCUAUCACUCAUAUGAGCUGCCUUGGUUCAGAACGCUCAGCUGGUAUUUUCUGCUCUGCGUGAAUUACUUCUUCUAUGGCGAGACAGUCACAGAUUACUUUUUCACUCUGGUCCAGAGGGAGGAGCCCUUGAGGAUUCUCAGCAAAUAUCAUCGCUUCAUUUCCUUUGCCCUCUACUUAACAGGCUUCUGCAUGUUUGUCUUGAGUCUGGUCAAGAAACAUUAUCGACUCCAGUUCUACAUGUUUGGUUGGACCCAUGUGACUUUGCUAAUUGUUGUGACCCAGUCGCACCUCAUCAUUCACAACCUGUUUGAAGGAAUGAUCUGGUUUAUUGUGCCAAUUUCAUGUGUCAUCUGCAAUGACAUCAUGGCCUACAUGUUUGGGUUCUUCUUUGGGCGCACUCCACUGAUUAAGCUUUCCCCAAAGAAGACCUGGGAAGGUUUUAUUGGAGGCUUCUUUGCUACUGUUGUUUUUGGCCUGCUACUUUCCUACGUGAUGUCUGGAUACAGAUGCUUUGUGUGUCCUGUGGAGUUCAACAAUGACACCAACAGCUUUACCGUGGACUGUGAGCCUUCCGAGCUGUUCCAGUUACACAAGUACAACAUUCCUGUGGUGCUUCAGUCUGUCAUCGGCUGGAAAACUGUCCGGAUGUAUCCCUUCCAGAUACAUAGCAUUGCACUCUCCACUUUUGCUUCCUUGAUUGGUCCCUUUGGAGGAUUUUUUGCCAGUGGAUUUAAAAGAGCUUUCAAAAUCAAGGACUUUGCCAACACAAUUCCAGGGCAUGGCGGCAUCAUGGACCGGUUUGACUGUCAAUACCUCAUGGCCACUUUCGUAAAUGUGUAUAUUGCAAGUUUUAUCAGGGGUCCUAAUCCGAGCAAACUGAUCCAGCAGCUCCUGACUCUGCGGCCAGAUCAACAGCUACACAUCUUCAACACACUAAAGGGACAUCUCGUCGAUAAGGGCAUGUUGGCUGGUUCUGAAGAUGCGUAGGCAGCUGUGCCAUCAGGAUAUGACUGAAAGUGGGCAAGUUCCCCCCCACCCAAGGAAAUCCCCUCUUGGCUUGCCUGAUUUAGGACAAUAACCAGGCUUCACGUCUCUCAUUUUCUCGUUUUUUCCCCCAUAUAAAAGGUUUGCAUUUCUGUAACUU
Messenger RNA from Euleptes europaea (tarantolino), 1495 nucleotides. It is a transcript of the gene CDS2, whose product is annotated as CDP-diacylglycerol synthase 2. Gene Ontology annotation, molecular function: phosphatidate cytidylyltransferase activity. The transcript has 13 exons. Lineage: Eukaryota; Metazoa; Chordata; Lepidosauria; Squamata; Sphaerodactylidae. Gene Ontology annotation, cellular component: endoplasmic reticulum membrane. The coding region runs from base 1 to 1338 and encodes 445 amino acids. The record is from RefSeq and is a predicted model, not a curated record.